UUCAAGGCAACAACAACGUCACCUUGGUCUUCUUUCAACCGAUCCUAGAGCUCGUAGAGCUACGGAACAACGAGGAUUCCACGAACAAAUGGUGACAAUAUAUGCAAUACUACCUAUUUAGUUUAACGAGCGCGAAUCUUUGAUACAAUUACUAUUUUAGACAACUGGACAAAAGUCGUUGAAAGAAAAUGUAACGAUUCCAACGACAAGUUCAAUCGAAUCGUCGAAAGAGCAAAUGAUUAAAGUAUCCAAACGCGGAAGAAAAGUUUCCUCCAAAUUUCGAAACAACGAUAGUCAAACUCGCAAAGAUUUCAAUGAAAAAGACGAUGGAAAGUAUUCGCAAAAAAUCGAAUCGACUUGGAACCAUCUGGGCUUGACAAAAAUUCUACUGACAAGUUUGAAGAAAGAAGAAGACGAUGACAUAACGGAUACUAAUUCAUCAUCGAUGAUUUUUAAAGAUCAACACCUAAUAAACUUUAGUUCGAAGUCGUCCGAAGAAAGCAAUAUGGAUAUCAACUCUACUGUUUCGUCAAAAUUACGCUCUUUGGAUGGCGUCGUACAGGUCAGAAUGCAUAAUACGAGCACGACCGAGAGCGAAGGUACUAGAUUGAUCUAUUCCGUUCAUCUUGGUGGAAAACCUGUGCCAGCCGAGACAGCCGCCAGAGACAUGGCUCUACUCUCGUCUCAAGAAGUUGCUCUUGAGCUUGGUGUACCUGUUAUUAUUCGAAGCGAACCGUAUAUAAAAGAGACGAGGCCCUUAGCCCUUUCGAGAAAAAGAGACGUUUGGUUGCUAGUUGGAGCUGCCGGAGCUGCUGUAAUCUUAUUAGGCCUACUUCUCACUGGUUUAGUCCUAAUAGCCAAGAGAAAACGAGCUCACAGCGCUGUCGUAGCACCACCGAAUAAAAGUAUACUUAAAAAGGAACGGGAUUAUGUUCUACCAUCUCCUGGGGUCGACAACGCAACUUUCUUGACGCCUGACUCGGCGGAAGGCAAGAUCGAUGGUACCAGUCAAAGACAAACCCCAAGAACUCUUUCGAGAACUCCUGAUACGACCGACAGUCUUCAUCGUAGCGUCGACGAGUUUUCCACGGAUAACGACGACGAGGAGGAAUCUAAGAAACCUGUUGUAGUUGGUCCUUGGAGCAUCGAGGACCAACCUUCAAGAAAAACAAGAAUUAGCCAGGGUAGAAUGAUGAGAACUAACGCCAUCGAUCCACCAAGAACUCCGGAUUCGAUGGAUACUAUUGCUGAUCAUACGGAGAUGUUGGAAUCUCUUGAAAAUGGUUACCCGAGGCAAGAAGAAGAAGAAGAAGAAGAAGUCUUAGCCUCGCCGCGUUCUUAUCUGUCCAUGCCUUCUUGCAAGCAAUUUCCGAGUAUGCGAAACGUAGAACCACUUUCAAGAGUCCUCGAGCCAGUAACAGUCAAGCAUCUGGACGUAGAUUCUCCCGAAAGUGGAAGAUGCAGGAACAAUGGCUAUGCUAGAAAUGAAAAAAUCGGCGGCGAGUCGUUUUUAACCAGAGCAACCAGUACUUUUCGAGACCCCGGAGUCGUUGGACCUAUCGUUUGGACUCUUAGGAGACAAGGAUUAUCUACGGAAGGUGGUAACGGUACAUCCGAAAUAUCGGACGUCGAACAGGUCUUCGUGGGUUCGGGUGGUCCCGUGGGUCGUGCUAGAAGACGCCUCCACGAACUCCUCGAGGACUCGUUCAGCCUCUUCGGAAGCAGAGAGCCCAAGCCUAGAGAAUUCCAAGCGACGAACACUCGUCCGAACUCUGCCGUACGCGCGACGAAUGCUCUCGCGAUAUUUACCGAAGACAGGAACAGUCUGACGUCAACAACGCUGGCAGAAUUAAAUACUCGACCUCGCACGUCUAUAUCAAGAAGAAAUUUAGUAGAAGACAUUCCUGAAACUGAUCAGUCGAAUCAUCCACGUAAUGGUACUUGGGGUUCGAGACCGCUUAGUGCUGGUCCCUUUCACAAACCUAAUCUACCAGAAGUGGAUACCAAACGUAUUCUAGCGGAUUCUCAACUCUCGCCGGAAGAUCCAGCGGUACCUUUAAUCAGCAGUAUCAAAAAAGAAUUGGAAAAGUUCUCUCCGCGAUAAAGAAUUUAUUAACGAUUCCAACGCGCGCGCGCGAAACAAUUGAAUCGACGAAAAUUCUUGACUUUAUCAGCACGGCGUUUAUAUGUCGCAGGAUUGCUAACCAAUUUCUCGGUAGAUCGAUAUCGGUAUCAAUUUCAUAAGUCAUUAGCACACAUUACGCAUUUGUAUUUAUGCCAGCAUAAAACAUAAUACACAAGAUUGUUCAUUAGGUUUAAUCGAUUAAUAUAACUUUCAUUUUAUCUUGAUCAAUUUGAAACAUGUAUCAUUGUAAAUACCAUAAUUCGAUCUAUCACGUAAAUGAUUGUAAGUAAUUUUCAAUUGACGACCGACAGCUAUCGAAACACUGUCGUGAUGGAAUACGUUUUACGAUUAAAAUAUCAUAGAAUUUGAUCAACGA
This is a messenger RNA of Polistes canadensis, 2501 nucleotides long. RefSeq lists its product as uncharacterized. NCBI's taxonomy places the organism in Eukaryota, Metazoa, Arthropoda, Insecta, Hymenoptera, Vespidae. The transcript has 7 exons. The record is from RefSeq and is a predicted model, not a curated record. Bases 236 to 2104 code for a protein of 622 amino acids.